Molecule: messenger RNA, 993 nt
Organism: Aspergillus mulundensis
Lineage: Eukaryota; Fungi; Ascomycota; Eurotiomycetes; Eurotiales; Aspergillaceae
Exons: 5
Coding region: 1-993 (330 amino acids)
Source: RefSeq, a predicted model, not a curated record
AUGAACCCAUUCCCUCACUCCCACGAGCACUCACCAGACUGGCCCUUCCCCGUCACAGCCGCAGGCAGACGAACAAGCACCGCAACAACAAUCUCCUCCACACCCUCAACCUCAACAUCAACCCGCUCCUCCGUCUCCGCAUCGCUGAGCUUCGCCUCCGAACCACCGUUCUCGCCCUCCCUUACACCCUCAACCUAUCCGUCCCCCUCAGCUUCAAUCGCGCCUCCAGCAGGCGUCUCUCCCGCCUCCCGACCGCGCGACCGCGAGGGGUCACUUAAUGAUGAGGUCGCGAGGUUACCUCUUAACCCGGCGGUUACAGUCUCCUUCGUCCGCAGCGCCCGCCUCUUCAAACUCCGCUACACAACCAUCACCAUCCGCAAGGACUUCACGGGCGCCCUGAAGUGCCUGGAGCUGGGCGGCGCCGUCGGGCAGCAGACGGCGUUCUUGCAUAGUUUCAACACAACCCGCCUUCCCGUCCCACACCUCGAGCACCCGAAGACGUCUUCGGAGCCUUUAUCCCCCGCUUCCCUACGCGUCUCCUUCCUCGACGAGCAGACCGUCCAAACCGGCGCGACGGUCUUCGCGACGCAGCUCUCCUACACAUUCGAAGACUGGACAGACUGCGUGCACUUCCAGGAGCUGAUACUGGCGUCAAGAAUCGUUUUCAUAGCGGGGAUCGCGGAGGCGAAGAGCAAGGGGCGCGGGGAGGAGUGUAUCUCGCAGAAUCUGAGGAUCCUGAGGCAGGAUGCCACGGGGAAGCUGGUGAUCCUGUUCUUUGCGAAUUCGCUAAGGAGGGGCGGGAAGAGAUAUGUUUCUAUUCCGGUGAACUGCAUCGACAGCGUCACGCCGGGCAAGAACUCGAGGCGGCCGGUGGUGCUACAAUUACAGCCGAACUUCGAUCAUUUGGCGCAGAUGAAAACGUUGAGUAUUUUGUUUUUGGAUGCGGAUGACCAAAAAGCAUUCUGCGAGUUCCUGGCAGCAAAUAACCGGUGA